This is a messenger RNA of Paramacrobiotus metropolitanus, 1063 nucleotides long. RefSeq lists its product as uncharacterized. The transcript is spliced from 3 exons. The record is from RefSeq and is a predicted model, not a curated record. Lineage: Eukaryota; Metazoa; Tardigrada; Eutardigrada; Parachela; Macrobiotidae. Bases 1 to 942 code for a protein of 313 amino acids.
AUGGAUGCUGAGACAGGGGAAUCUAACCAAGAUAUCCCUAAUGUGCGCCCACUGAAGUGUCGGUUCAACGCAACCUCUGACCUGGCUCUUCUUGAUUUAAUCAAACACCACAAUCCUUACGUCGCUGAUAACAGGACUGCUGCCUGGAAAGACAUCGUGCAAUCGCUCAACGAGACAAAGAUCUUCCCGAAACCUCUCACAGACAGAGCCGUCAAGGAACGGUUUGCAAAUUUGGUAGCCUGGUUUAAAGUCCAGGAUUUGCGGAAUAAGAGCCGGAGUGGAAGUGAAGAGCAGUACGGGCGGAUGGAGUCCCUUCUGACUGGAUUGUGUGAACUUAUUAAAGACUGCGAAGAAACAGAAGCGGAAAAAAAGCGCGCUGCCACUGAAGCACAAAAUGAGCGGCAGAAAAUCGCGAAACUCAUGAAGAGUGCGGGCGAGCACGGCCGAAAAAUUCCGACAGAUGAAGCUGAACACUUAAAACUGGCAACUGAUGCCGCAUCCUCAUCGGAAUGUCUGGAUAAAGUUGAGUGGAUGAAAGAAACAGGAUGCGAUGAACAGGACUGGGAAGAUGAAAUCCGGUGUCGUGAAGCUGGGAAAAAGAUUCUUGUGAAAAAAAGAAAAGUCUCGCCCAGCAAGUUUAAGCUUGGUGGAUCUCCAAAAAAGAUGGCGGAGAAAAAGAUUCGCACGUCGCGCUCGAAUGCUGCUCGCUCUCAACACGCGGAAUCCGAUGAGAAAUGGCUCGAAUAUUUUAGAGAUUCGGACGCCAAAAAACUGGAUUUUGAAAAGACUAAAGCUGCAGAGGAAUUAGCGAUUAAAACAAAGUUGAGUGACGAUGCAAAGGAGAUUCGGUUAAAAGAACUUGAAGUGGAGAAACUGCGUCUGCAAGUUGAACUGAAAAAAUUGGAGAACGAAAAAUUACUGGAAAAAAAUUUUGGGAUGUAAUUACUGCGUAUUAAAAAUCCGCUGAACUAUUUUUAACGAUUACUAACACUAAUUACAAUUCGUUGUUACUUAUUAUACUCAUUAGUACUCAAACUUUAUUCUCUCAAAUAUUCUUCCAGAA